Messenger RNA from Danaus chrysippus (African queen), 324 nucleotides. Lineage: Eukaryota; Metazoa; Arthropoda; Insecta; Lepidoptera; Nymphalidae. The record is from the annotation of a GenBank genome assembly.
UUGAAUAAUCAACAUGAAGUUCAAGAUGCAUUUAGAAAUAAUAAAAGCACAGUCAUCAAAACAUACCAAACUGCUUCUUGGACAGAGAAAAAACUACGAGGGCCCUCCGGACGAGCGAAGAAUUCGCGACAAUCGCAACAAGAACAAAUUAAGAAGAAACGCAUCCAUAGUGCGGUGCGAUUCGCGGAGAUAACUCCCGUGUCGCUGUGCGCGGUCGCGGCACGCCGGACGUCCGCGCCAUCGGACAACUACACAACGAUCCUCCCGACUGUUGUAUCACCAUUACCGACCACAGUAGGAAUGUUAUCGCUGCACUCGAUCUAA